Messenger RNA from Parnassius apollo (apollo), 441 nucleotides. Lineage: Eukaryota; Metazoa; Arthropoda; Insecta; Lepidoptera; Papilionidae. The record is from the annotation of a GenBank genome assembly.
AUGUGCACAUGCAAGUCGAAGUACGAUAUGGAGUGCGCAAAUAUUAGCCAUAAAUCCCUCAACUUGAUGGAACGCAAAAACAAGUGGAAGUGUCCAUUGCGUGUAUGUAUUCAGCCAAAAGAAGGAAAUGUAAAUACCCCUGUACGCAGUACUGCGACAAUAAUAGAUAGAAUGACGGAACAGGAAACAAAUAUCUGUACGAAACCGCACGAUUUAACGUAUGACGACAAUAAUGUUACACAACGUGCUAAGAUCACUAGACCUUCUUCGUCUAGUGAACAAAGCAGUUCAGUGGCUGAAAAGAGUGGGCACAGUAAUAUUCCCUAUAGUGCUAUGUUGGACGACUUAAAACUAUUUAUAAAAGAAUUACUACACACCCAGAUGGUUAGUAUUCGCGAGGCGAUAGUCGGGCUAACUACAACAAUUACAGCUCACCGCUAA